AUGCAUGAACUCUUCCUCACCACGCACGUUGGCAAUGAUGACCUCCAACGAGCUCUUCGCAUCCUUCAGGGAUAUUGUGCCAUGAGUCCAGGAAAUAUCGUGCGCCGUCGUUUGACUUUCGAGGGUCCACGUACCAGAACGCCUAAGGGCAUAGACCCUGGCUUCAUCACGAAGCAACCUCAACCCAAGAUCCUUCAAUGGAGAGGUCUUUCUGAACAGUUGGCUCGUCAGUCAUAUGUCCUGACCUUGGUUUAUGAUGUCGAUCGGGAGCAAUUUGGGCAGCCUUCGACUCAGCCAGAUGAGUCCAGUUCACUCGGCGGAGAUCAAGUGUCUGACUAUGACCAGAUCCCCGGCAUUCUACGAUGGAAUGACCUUCCUGAUCCAGCCAGCUCACGUCCUGUCAAUAGCCGCUUAAUUGUAAGCAUUGAAAAUGAGAAAGGCUUAUUGUCAGUAAUGAAGUCUAUGAACCACAGAUUCGUGUAUGGGAAUGUCGUCUUCGAGCUUAAUCGCUACCUACAACUGCCACCAAAUGACUCGCCUUUGGGGUUCAGCCCUGAACUACCUUCUUUUGAGUCUCUGGUACCUUUUGAUGGCGACAACAAGUGGAUUUUGACUGCCAGCGCGUUGGUUUUGGACGGGAACAACCCGGAGCAGAUGCAGAAAGGCAUUGAUGAGUUGGUGGCAGUGAAGCUGGACUUUGAGGGUUGUUUUGAGUUCCAAGCUAUGGAUAGGCACAUUUUUGAUCCUAGGAUCAAGUUCCGAGGUAGCUAA
Mollisia scopiformis is the source of this 771-nucleotide messenger RNA. RefSeq lists its product as uncharacterized. Bases 1 to 771 code for a protein of 256 amino acids. The transcript is spliced from 3 exons. Gene Ontology annotation, cellular component: mediator complex. The record is from RefSeq and is a predicted model, not a curated record. NCBI's taxonomy places the organism in Eukaryota, Fungi, Ascomycota, Leotiomycetes, Helotiales, Mollisiaceae. Gene Ontology annotation, molecular function: transcription coregulator activity. Gene Ontology annotation, biological process: regulation of transcription by RNA polymerase II.